AUGGUUAAUGAAGCUAAAGGAAGUUGUUUAACAUUAGUUUCUGAGUAUGGUAUUGAGGUCAAGGCUGGGGAGCCUGUCAAAGUAACACCUUAUCCUGAAACCAUCAUACAUCUCUCUCAGAUUGUAUUGGGAACUCUUUCUCCUGAAAACAUCCCUCAGUUGCCUUUUGAUUUGGUUUUUGAAAGAGAGGUUGAGCUAUCUCACAACUGGAAAAGUGGGAGUGUCUACUUCUGUGGUUAUAAAAGUCAAUUGCCAGAAGAAGAAUAUCCUUCACCAGUUGCAAAUUGUCUUUUUCCUCUUAUAUAUUUUCUGUCCAUUGUGGUUUUAAAUUCUGUAUUUUCGCUGAAGCACCCUGAGGAAGAUUCAGAAGAUGAAGAGCCAUUCCCAUUGAUGAAUGCAGACAAUGCCUGCCAAGGGAAGGCUAAUGUUUCGAAGCCAGUAGAGCCAAACAAAGAAAUCAAAGCUGAGGAUGAAUCUGACAAUGAUGACGAGUCUGAUGAAGAAGAGCAGGAAGAUUCUGCAUACGAAGAAGGUGAUACCGACGAGGGUUCAAAGGUGUUCAGGAAAUUUCCUUGCAACUCUCAAGUUGUUGAAUCCAACCAGUUAGCCAUUAUCAUAUAUGAACUGAUUUUACAUCAAAUCAGUUUAAGAUAUUUCCCAUCUUAG
This is a messenger RNA of Manihot esculenta (cassava), 666 nucleotides long. Its product is annotated as histone deacetylase HDT1-like. The record is from RefSeq and is a predicted model, not a curated record. Bases 1 to 666 code for a protein of 221 amino acids. The transcript has 7 exons. Lineage: Eukaryota; Viridiplantae; Streptophyta; Magnoliopsida; Malpighiales; Euphorbiaceae.